This is a messenger RNA of Cinara cedri, 5779 nucleotides long. The record is from the annotation of a GenBank genome assembly. NCBI's taxonomy places the organism in Eukaryota, Metazoa, Arthropoda, Insecta, Hemiptera, Aphididae.
AUGUCACUGUACAACUAUGGUACUUGGGAUCCAAACAAAAUGAAUGUUCUUAUUAUACAUGGAUUUAACGGAGCGGAAAACGAUAGGUCCAUGGUCAUACUUAGGAACGGUAAGCAAUUGUUUUUUUUUUUUGUUUUUUUGUUUUUAAUUAUAAUCAACUUUUAUUUAUAAAAAUAUGUCUUUCGUUCGAAUAAAUUUCACCAUGUUUUAACAAUAAAACAUAAUAAUUAAUUAGAGUCUUAUAUACUAACAAUAACUCUGUCUUCUUUCUACUCGAUUUCCUUUCACCCAUUUUAUUCUUCUCCUUUUCGUCUUCAAUUAUCUAAUCGAUUUGUAACUGAUCUCCAUUCAUUUAAAUCCUUAUAACUAUCCUUAUCCAUCCUAUCCUUAUGUUAUCUUUGUCUAUCAUAAUUUCUUGAACGCCUAUUCCCAUUCUUAGUCUACCACUUCCGAUAUGACUUAUUACGUCAUAAAAAAAUGAUUCUAUGACGGUAAUUAUCAAACCGUCAUGACACAGUAUAGAUGUCCCUUUUAUUUUGUUCCUUUUGAAUACUAUAUGGCAAAGCUCUCGUUUUUCCUUUUUCUAGUUCGGUAAUUCCUGGUCAAUUAUCGAUUAAUCUAGUCUUCUAAAUCUUAAGCAUUUAUUGAUAUAACACCACAUUUUAAUUUUUCUCUUUUAUAUCAAUUGUCCAAGUUUUGCAGCCAUUUGGGACAAUACUCCAUCAAACAUAUUAUUUUAGGAAUAUUUUCUUCAUUUUUUAGUCGGUAUAUUAUAUUGUGUUCUAUAAAAAUAUUUUAGCAUAUUUGAUGCGAGGUGACUUCAACGUAUUCAUGGUAGACUGGAGCCCGCUAACCGUGUACCCCUGUUACCUGUCUUCGUUGAGAAACACGCGUCUGGUGAGCCAGUGCACUGCCCAGUUGUACUCGCGACUCACGUAUUCGGGCGCUUCCGCUUAUCGCAUACACUGCGUCGGCCAUAGUCUCGGGGCGCACAUAUGCGGCAUGAUCAGCAAUCACUUGUCUGAGAGACAACACAAGAUAAUAGGUAAGUGUGUGUCAUAGAGUAUUAAGAAUUCUUACAAUUUUAUAAUGUGUGUCCUCCACCCACCUAUCAUUUAUCAAGGACUGUUAAUCUCCGUCAACACCGCCAAAGUGUCACCGCCUGUGAAAGACGGCAGUGACAAACCUAGGGACUCGGAGUUAGGAAGUUUUAGGAGUUAUAAAACCUGGUCGGUUGGCAACCCAAUAUUGUUCAUUAUUUACUUUUUUUUUCUUUUUUUUUUUUUGUUCGGACCGUAUUCUUUAUAAAGAUUAAGAUUUUCACCAGACGUCUCCCAAAAAUACGUUUAUGUCAAUUUUGCAAAGUACAUGAGGCCGAAAUCGGUAUAAUUAUGCGUAUAAUAAUUUAAACGAUACUAUAAUAUAAUAGAUGGAAAUGGUAAAAAAAAAAAAACAAAAAAAAAACAAAUAGCGUGGUGCCACACUGACCCCAAUAUGCAUUAACUGGAAAAUAACGACAGACAAAAAGCUGUAAUAUAACAAAAUUAGAUAUAAAUUAAACCAUGUAUAACAAUGAUAUAAUUAUAAUCGCAUCGAUGUAAUUAUAAUAAUAAUGAAGUAUUUAUUAUAAUUAUUAUAUUUUAAUAAUAAUUAUAAUUAUUUUAUCGUUAUAAUUUCCGAAGGGGCUAAUAUGUUUUAAUAUGGUUUCGUUUAGACCGACAAUCGGGCACAAAAUUGAACAUGCGUACCUACUGCAUAGUGGCGUAGUAUGGGUUUCAACUUAAUGUGUGCGUUUAAAAUGUCUGUUCUGUGGAUAUUGUAAUACGUUGUAACUUAAUUCACUGUGGACGUUGUAAGACGGUCGUAAACUGUACGAUAAUGAUAUAGAUAUUGAAGACAGUACAUAUAGGAAAUUAUAAUUGGAAAGAAAUCAUAGAUACCAACCCAGUAUAGCACAUAGUUAUUUUUAUAUUUUAUCCGUGUUACUAAAGUAUAUUGGUAUACAAUUUACACAUUUAUUUUAAUUAAUAACUAAUUAUUUACUAACUUUAUCGAAAUAAAUUUAUGCCUUAAACCUGUUCUGUGAAGUCCUCUUUAAUUUAAAAAAAAAAACUACAUGAUGAUUGAAUAAGUAGUUUCGAAGUCAACUCGUUACAAAGAUUUCCAUUUUCGCUUUUAUAUAUAUAGAUAAAAUAUUUGUUUCAAUUUUUUAAGCUUAUGCUAUGCAUACAAGUACGCUACACUAUUGCUACUCCAGUUCUAGUUCUGAGAACCGUUACGAUCUUAUAGUAUACAAGGUGAUCAAUAUAUCAAUAUAACGUUGGGCACACAUUAUCUCGGAAAGUCUUGACUUUUUUCGGAAUUUAUAUUUUAGAAAAUGUGUGUAUCUAGCGACUCUAAAAUGUUUGCCACGUAUAGAAGUAUAUUAGACUUCAUUUGAAAUUAAUAUAAAAGACAAACUUUGGUAUUACGGUAUGCUAUUCAAACGGUAUUCGAUCAAUAACCGAUUUACCGAAAAAACCGUCAACCUUAGAUGUACCCCACUGUCGGACCGAGAUUCGUCCUAUUACGAUGGUAUGGGCAACCAGAGGGCUAGCAGCACGCGCAGGACGAAUGAAAAAAUAGCUGCGCGCAAAGAGCCCAAUCGUUGGUGAAAAAAUCGACAAGGCCAAUCGUUAUGAAAUUGAGUCAUUCAGUGAUGAAUAGUUGACACCGCAACAGCAAAAAAUAUUUCUUUUUUUCCAAACGAUAUUGGCUAUACAACAUAAUAUAGCAUAUAUUUAGACACACCAACAGUCAACAGUAUAUAAUAUCAUGCAGUAGAUGCUGCAAGUAUUUAAAACUAAUAAAAUGUAAACAAUAUUGCCUAUUCAAUACGCCUUAAAAAUAUGUUCAGUUCCAUAACUCGAUACACGUUAGCUUUUCAUAAAUCGUAAAUAUUCAAUUUUAAAAAGCACGUUGUUUUCACUAACGUGAAUAAUAUAUGUUUUAUUUAUUAAAUUUUGUCUGUUUUUAAUUCCAUUGUUGAACUAUAUUUUGUCUACAAUGUGUCCACCAUACAAAAACUGUAAAACUUCUAUAAAACCUCUCAAGGCGUUACUGCGUUAGUAAUAUACCUAGGUAACACUUUUUACAAUCAAUUAAUUUUGCAGGUUUGGAUCCGGCAAGACCGCUCAUAGAUAUGUUUACGAGGGAUGAAUUUCGGUUGACGAGAGACGACGCCAAUUUCGUCGAAGUCAUACACACCAAUUCGGGACUUUAUGGAGAGUUUCCUCAAAUAGGACACGUUGAUUUUAGCAUUAACGGUGGUCGCAUGCAACCGGUCUGCACUAGCGAAGGAAAUAUCAUACGUAAAAUAUAAUAAAACAUUAUAAAAUAUAAUAUCAUAUAGUUAAAAAUUAGAAUUAUUUAAUAUUAUUAGUUUUUAAAACAGUCGAAAGCUUUAGAGAUUAAUAUAUGUACUGGACGUUAUUAUAGUGGUGAAUUAUAAUAAGAUAAUGUGAUGAUUUAAAAUCAAAAAAGUAUGAUAUUACAAAAAUAAUUUUGAUGGGUUUACGUCAUACUUCAUAAUGAAAAAAGAAAAAGAAAAUAAUUAGAAUACUUGUAUUUUGCUCGAUCUAUUUUAAAACUCGAUUUCUCAACGGAAAAUCAAAUGAUUCAGUAAUAAUACUGAUUUAACUCUUGGUUUUUUUUAUUUUUUUUUUUUUUCAAUUACUAUCGAAUUACCUUCUAGAAAACGUAUUACACUCUGUGACAGAAAUAAAAAGAGUUGAUUCUGGGAAUGGGUAUGGUCACUGGUUUUGGUGGAUAAUUGGGAAGGUGGGAUACAUAAAGUUAUUUAAUUUAUACCUGUAACGAACGAAAAACGAUUUGGAGCGAAGUUCGGUUGUUAAUAUUUUAAAAGGCCGUAAUAUUAACGAUUUUCGUAAAAAAAAUAAAUUCAUUUUUUUACCAAAAAUUGUUUUACAGACAGAAAAUGUUAAUAAAAAAAACCAAAUAGAUCCCCUCGCCACUCUUCGAUUCUCAAAAACAUUAAAAUUAGUUGCAAAUAAUAUUUUAUAUCUAUUCAUAGAUUGACGGAGAUUAAUUUAUUUUUUUUGGUUUUUCGUUAAUUAUAUGUCAUUGAGAAUAACUUUCAUCGAAUAUGUUUAUUACUUGUAAACAUUUAUUAUAGUAUAAGAAUAAUCUACAAAAGUUUACAAAAACCAUACAAAUUAGAAAAUAUAUUAUGAUAAGUUACGCGAAUGUACACAUUAUAAAUUCACUUGGAGCGAUUUUUGUUUUGAUAAUUAAAUAAAUGUAAUGUUUUUUAAUUUUGGACGAGCACAAAAUGAGAUUAUAUUCAGUUAUUCUCUAUACAAUUUUGGUUCUGUAUAACAAAUUCUUUAAUACAAAUUGAUUGUUGCGUUAACAAAUAGUUUAUUUUAAAGAUUAAACACUGAUACUGCAUCGAAUAUGCCACUGUUUUAGGAAGGAAGUUGAAAAGAUGUAAUAUAUAGAGUAAUUUACCUAAUUCAUAUCUGUACAUAUUAAUAAAUCAAUAUUAACUCUACUUUCUCGUUUAGGUUAUGUCGAGAAACUAUUCUAAGCAAAGUAUUAUUAGUUAAAUUUUCUUUUGCUGCUAAGGUACUCAGAAAUUAACAAACAUUUUAAAUAAAAUUGGCAGUUUUCUUUACUAUAAAUAUAUAAUACUUCUUUACUAUCUUAUUUAUAAAAAAAACUACAAAACUACAAUGACUUCUUCAAUGUGUAAACUAGGUCAAAUUGUCUCCAGUAUCAGCUCUUUUUUUAAUUUUCUUAUAUUUAGAUUUAUCGUCAAAGUGCGACUGUUCGAAUAUUGACAUUAGCUUUGUACUUAUAAUUUUGUUAUUAAUCUAUAGAAUAAAAUAUUUUUAUAAAUAUAUCUAAAGAUCAGUGAUUAUAAUAAUAUUUUUUUAGGACAAUCCCGGUGCAGCCAUUUGAAGAGCGUAUGUUAUUUUGCGUUAUCUCUGUCGAGAAGGGGCAACGUGUUUUUGGGCAUUCAGUGUACGGAAACUUGUGACAGAGUUAUUCUACCAACAUUCUCAAAACGACUCAAUGUCGUGCCUAUGGGUAUACAGACGCCAGAAUGGUAUAUUAUACGUAAUUUAUAAUUUAUUGAACAAAUAUAAACUGCAAUUAAUUAAGGUAUCACGUGAUUAGUGUCCUUAUUGCCACUAACAUUUGUUCACUCUCGCUAUCGCAAGUAAUAAAACAAAAAAGUCAUUCCUCAAUUUAGCGGUCACGACUCUCUGGUUUGGCUUAAGGCAAAAAGACCGAUAAUAUACACUUCACAGAAAGAGUAUUUAUUAUGAAUCCUUUUUAAUGUUUUUUUUAGUAUUAAUUUUAUAAAAGAAAAGAUGAUUAAGAAAUUAAUACAUUUAAAAAGUCUUCAGUAGAAUCGAAUGUAUAGUAUUAAAUGUUAUGUUAUUUUAUAUGAUACUUAAUAACAUUAGCUACUUAAAAAAUAAAUAAUAUUCAUGUUUUUAAUUUUUGGUUUUAUUUUCACACAUGGGUAAUAUUUUUGUGCGAGUUGUUCACACGGAUUUCGUAUACUAUGUCGGGAACAUGCCUAACGAUAUAUUCUAUGAAAUAAAUAAUAUAUGUUUACCUUAUGGUGUACAAUGUUAAUAAUAUUAGUGUAUAAAUCUUCGUCAUUAAUUAAGUAUUUUAUGUUUUUUUUUCAUUUCACAGGGUGAGAGGUACAUUUUACGUUGCGUACGACGAUCCAGAUAACUUUUGCCGGUUUAACGAACAAUAA